This is a messenger RNA of Penicillium paradoxum, 546 nucleotides long. RefSeq lists its product as uncharacterized. Bases 1 to 546 code for a protein of 181 amino acids. NCBI's taxonomy places the organism in Eukaryota, Fungi, Ascomycota, Eurotiomycetes, Eurotiales, Aspergillaceae. The record is from RefSeq and is a predicted model, not a curated record. The transcript has a single exon.
AUGUCUCAACCUGCUCCGACGACAGCGAGAGAACGUGCGACUCUUAUUAAGAAGCAACAAGAAGAAGCAUUAGCUAAACUUCCGCUGAAUGCGCUAUUCAUCGUUCUCUGGAUCCGAUCCGACCCUCCUCGCCAAAAUGACUUCCAUUGGGGUUACUACUUCCAUACUUGUGCAAUGGGCGGCACCAAAUAUCAUAUGAAAAACCUUGGCGGAGGUUGGAUACCCGAUCACGGCCCUACCGGUGGGGUUUUCAAAUCGAAUUUUUUGUGUGUCCUUGUGCAAGUCGCCAUCGUUCCAGGGACCGUCUAUGGUCAGCUUGAUCAGAUUAUGAGAUCGCAUGAUGGGGAUGUCAACAGCAUACCUGGAGUUGACUGUCGAGUGUGGUUGAUGAGGAUUCUAGAGAAACUCAUUCAGCAAGGCAUUUUUCGAUGCAGCAAUGCCGAUGCUUUGUUACAGGAGUGCAUGACGAUCGGAAACCAGUAUAGCGCAAGCGCCGCCAUCAACCAACAGCCACGACCGGUUGUGAGAUCUAGGCUGUGCCUUUGA